Cajanus cajan (pigeon pea) is the source of this 1400-nucleotide messenger RNA. RefSeq lists its product as uncharacterized. Lineage: Eukaryota; Viridiplantae; Streptophyta; Magnoliopsida; Fabales; Fabaceae. The record is from RefSeq and is a predicted model, not a curated record.
GUUUCAAUUCGCGGUCUUGUUAGUUGUAGCCUGUUAUUCAAACGUCGUCGUUUCCCAGUUCCAACCAACUAACUUUCAACGCCGGAACUCACUCGUCAAUGUCGAUCUCCGGUGGCGCCGCCGUCACCGGCGGGAACGUCAGGAGGAACCACCGCUACCUCGGCGCGGACCGUUUCUACUACCCGCCACCGUUGCGGAAAUACCGACCAGAACAGGAACAUGUGGAGGAGCAAAGGUCAACGUUGUCGGAGAACAGGCCCGGUUCCUCUUCCGCUUGCUCCGUUUCUUCUGAAACAACGCGUGAGGUCUCCAAUUUGUGUCGGUUCUUGGAGCACACCACACCGCAUGUUCCCGCGCAAUAUUUUCCCAUGGAACAGAGAAGCAAGAGAAGAUGGAAAACUAUGGAGGGAGAGUGGCAUGCGUACUAUGUGCUUGGGGAUUUGUGGGAAUCUUUCAAGGAAUGGAGUGCAUAUGGGGCCGGUGUUCCGUUGGUGUUGGAUGGGAGGGAAUGCGUCAAACAGUAUUACAAUGUCUCCUUGUCUGCCAUUCAGCUUUAUGUUCAUCCAUCACAACAUUUCCCAUGGUUAAGUUGGAAUCAGCCUAACUUAUCAGAUGUAAGCACUCAUGGUUUGGAAAGAAGUAAACCUCAAACAGGUUCAUCAAGUGAUGAGAUUGAGAGCUGCAGCCCACCUGGUCAGCUUAUAUUUGAAUACUUUGAGCAUGAAAUACCUUACAAUCGUGAACCAUUAGCAGAUAAGAUUUUUUACCUUGCACAUCAGUUUCCUGAGCUGAAGACAUACCGGAGCUGUGAUCUUUCGCCUGCAAGUUGGGUUUCUUUGGCUUGGUAUCCAAUAUACAGAAUACCUACUGGUCCCACACUUGAGAGCCUGAGUGCCUGCUUCCUGACCUUCCAUUCCCUGUCAACAACUUUGCAAAGUCCAAAGAAUGAUGGACUUCAUGUUAGUUCAAGAGGUAAGGAGUUGUCGUCCAAGCUAUCAUUACCAAUCCUUGGACUUGCCUUUCAUAAGUUGAAAGCUUCUCUCUGGGAUUCUGAUGGUGUUGCUCAAGGUCAGAAAGCCAAUUCUCUAUUGAGAGCUGCUGAUAAUUGGAUUAGGCUAUUGGAAGUUAACCAUCCCGAUUACAAUUAUUUUAUGUCUCAUUAUACAUAUUGGAGAUGAACUGAGUUUUCUGUAAACUGAAGCAACCUAUCUCCAAAGUACCAGCUUAUGCAGACCUAUCAGCAUCACUCAAGUUUAAAAAUAGAAAAAAUAGAAUAGCAGUAGUUUUAGAAAAUAUGAGAACUUUUGUUGUAAAUAGAUCCCGAGUAGCACCCAUGACAUUGAUAACCAAUGGCUGACUGUUGCAGUUAUAUGUUAAAAUUCAAAUGGUUCAAUGUGAAA